Zingiber officinale is the source of this 826-nucleotide messenger RNA. RefSeq names its product agamous-like MADS-box protein AGL80. Lineage: Eukaryota; Viridiplantae; Streptophyta; Magnoliopsida; Zingiberales; Zingiberaceae. Bases 164 to 826 code for a protein of 220 amino acids. Gene Ontology annotation, biological process: positive regulation of transcription by RNA polymerase II. Gene Ontology annotation, molecular function: protein dimerization activity; RNA polymerase II cis-regulatory region sequence-specific DNA binding; DNA-binding transcription factor activity, RNA polymerase II-specific. The record is from RefSeq and is a predicted model, not a curated record. The transcript has a single exon.
AUUCGUCAAGCCACGUGAAUCAGUCCAUUAAAUUUGCAACCCCGCAGCGAAGGACCUAGUUUAUGAUCACAAUUAAAAGUCACAAUUAAAAAUCACAAUUUGUUCCCUAUCAAAAUCCAUCGCCUUCCAAUUCAAUCAAUGUGGUGGCUGAGGCUCUAUAGAAAUGGCGACGGGUCGAUGCUUCAAUUCCUCUAGGGCAACCAUGGCGAGGAAGAAGGUGAAGCUCGCGUGGAUCGCCAACGACUCCACGAGGCGGGCGACGUUCAAGAAGAGAAGGAAAGGACUGAUGAAGAAGGCUAGCGAGCUGGGCACCCUCUGCGACGUCAAAGUUUGCGUGAUCGUGUACGCGCCGCAGGAACCACCGCCGGAGGUCUGGCCGUCGGUGACCGACGCCACCUGCGUGCUCGCGCGCUUCAAGAGAAUGCCGGAGACGGAGCAGAGCAAGAAGAUGGUGAACCAGGAGGCGUUCCUCCUGCAACGCGUCGCCAAGCUCCGGGAGCAACUCCGGAAGCAGAAGCGCGAGAACCUGGAGCUCGAGACCUCGAUGCUCAUGCGCAGGGGACUCACUGACGGCGCCGGCUUGUGCGAGGUGGAGUUGGAAGCCAUCACGAGCCUUGCGUGGAUGGUGGAGGCGAAGGUGAAGCUCGUGCGGGAGCGGAUGGAGCAAGUGAUCAGGAACCAACGCAUUUUGAUCGUCGGCCUCCGGAAAGCGGAGGAGGAAAGGCCGUCGCGGUGGUCGGAAGGGAGAAGGCGCCGGCAGAGGCAGCCAGUGAAAUGUGGAGUUCGUACCCGGAAGAUAACACUGGCGCAAGUGAGAGGAGCUUGA